Ceratitis capitata (Mediterranean fruit fly) is the source of this 1735-nucleotide messenger RNA. RefSeq names its product zinc finger matrin-type protein 3-like. Gene Ontology annotation, molecular function: nucleic acid binding; zinc ion binding. The coding region runs from base 142 to 1344 and encodes 400 amino acids. The record is from RefSeq and is a predicted model, not a curated record. Lineage: Eukaryota; Metazoa; Arthropoda; Insecta; Diptera; Tephritidae. The transcript has a single exon.
GGCGUUUUACAACUAGUUUUUGUUUAUACCAUGGUAACUCUUUAGUAUCUUUCAAAAUACAAGAAUGUGAACCGGCUUUGUUUACCAAAAUAAACCAAACUUGUGAACUAAUUAUUUAUCGUUCGCUGCUAUAUAGCAAUUAUGAGUUACGGAUUCUUGGCGGGCUACCAUAUUCCGACAGCUCAGUCCGAAGUAACAGAGGCAAUUGUACCACCACCACCUCCCCCUCUGGAGGAACAGCAACUAACUGUGGAUAUUCAUAAUCAAUACCAAAAUUUUAAUAGGUAUAUUCCAGCAGGCUUACAAGGCACCAACUAUACGCCACCCCCAGUUUCCAUACCCCAAAAGCGCAAAUACGAUGUUGGUCCUGGUAGUAGUACGAAGGAACCAUCGGACCAACCAGCAAGUUAUGGAUCAUUGGUAAUAUUUCAAGGAAGGGAUCCUAGUUAUCCAGAUGAAUUAAAUAAACUAAUACAUCCAUUGCAUUGUGCUUUAUGUUUUGUGCAAAUGAAUUCCGCUAAAAGUGCUAGGGAUCACUACCAAUCUAAGCAGCAUGAUCGCCAUAUAACAAGCUGGUUAAAAACAAACUAUACAGAUAAGGCAAUAACAGCUCCGACCAUUAAACGAUUCAUUAAAGAAGGACCAACUGGGCCAGAUGCAUUUCAAUGCGAUCUGUGUGAUUUGAAAUUUGGUUCUCUGGCACAUGCAAAUCAACACUUCGCUGGGCGAAGACAUAAGCUAGUCGCCAACAAAAUAUCACAACCAUCCGGUUCCGGUUAUUAUAAUGCAGAGCAUAAAUGGGUGCGAACUUCAACUAAAUAUGUACCCAAUGACGAUAAGGAUAGACGUUUUGGUAUUGGAGAAUUAUUCAAAUAUCAACAAUGUGUAAACGAAGUUACACCAACUCCCGAAAUUGCGACACCGACAACAGAAGGUAUUCAAUGCGCCAUAGAAACAGCAAAAAAUGUUUCAACAUCCUUAUUCUGUGAAAUCUGCAAAAUUGCAGCAACUUCAGAAUCGCAAAUGACUAUGCAUUUGCAAGGCAUAAAGCAUAAGAAAAAAUUAAAGGCUUUGGGAUUAGAAUGCACUAUUGAAAAAAGUCUUACCCCAUCUGGUAUACCGGCUAUUACUGUCAAUGGAGAAGGAACUAUACUACAAAGCCUUCAACAAAAUAAUCCCAAUGUAGAUUUAUCAAUGUAUCGAACACCGAGUGGCUCAUAUUAUUGUGAGUGCUGUAAUAUGUCCAUGUGUCAUGUAGCAGCGCUGCAGCAACACCUGAUUGGUAAAAAACAUUUGAAGAAAGUUAGCGAAGCUAAAGAAAAGAGCAAGCUCAAAUUAAAUUAAAAUAGAACAUAUAAGGAGAUUAAAAUGCUUUGGGAUGAUGUUCAUUCCAAAUCGUUGAACGACCUUUAAGGGAAUUGUAUCCAUUUUGAAGGAUUAUUUAUAGUUAAUUAGAGGAUAUUCCUUUAAAUUAUUCUUGUUACUGGAAAAACUCAAGUCGUAAAAUUAUAGAAACAUUUAUUUAUCGAGUUCAUUUGUGUUAGAACUCACUUAGAAUUAUUAAAUGCAAUAUUUUCACUCAUGGGCAUGAUAAUUACUGCAUACAUGCAUAUGUAAGUUCAUAUAUCCUUGAAUGUACAUACAUAUGUAUAUAAUAGAUUGCAUGUUGUUACUUACGUUCAUUAAGAUUUUAAAUUGAAAAUAAAUUUUAAUUUAAGGCCUGGUGCCUUAAAAC